AUGGUUGCCACGCUCCUCUCCAUCUUCUCACUUUUUAAUCGAAACAUGGCAGAUCCUAGAGCCGAACGUACCUUCCUUGCCGUCAAACCCGAUGGCGUUCAGAGAGGACUUGUUGGUGAAAUCAUCAGUCGUUUUGAGAAGCGUGGUUACAAACUUGGUAGCCGGCAAAUUCGUCUGGUGGUGGAACCUGUUAAAAUACUGAUUUUCUUUUUGCAGCCAUCCAAGGAUCUUCUGCACAACCACUACGCUGAGCUGUCCAGCAAGCCAUUCUUCCCUGGUCUCAUCGAAUACAUGAGCUCAGGCCCUGUAUUUGCAAUGGUUUGGGAAGGCACAGAUGUCGUGAGCGUGGGCAGAAAGAUGCUUGGUGCUACAAACCCACGGGAGUCCCCUAUUGGGACCAUCCGAGGAGACUUUGCUAUUGACGUUGGCCGAAACAUCUGCCAUGGUAGUGAUUCUGUUGGAACUGCAGAGCGAGAGAUUGCCUUGUGGUUCACCCCUGAUGAGGUCGUCAGCUAUGGUCUUGCCCAGAAGAAGUGGAUUUAUGAAUAA
This is a messenger RNA of Candidula unifasciata, 549 nucleotides long. NCBI's taxonomy places the organism in Eukaryota, Metazoa, Mollusca, Gastropoda, Stylommatophora, Geomitridae. The record is from the annotation of a GenBank genome assembly.